Messenger RNA from Penaeus chinensis, 1042 nucleotides. RefSeq lists its product as uncharacterized. Lineage: Eukaryota; Metazoa; Arthropoda; Malacostraca; Decapoda; Penaeidae. The record is from RefSeq and is a predicted model, not a curated record. The transcript has 6 exons. The coding region runs from base 17 to 1042 and encodes 341 amino acids. Gene Ontology annotation, cellular component: site of double-strand break. Gene Ontology annotation, biological process: reciprocal meiotic recombination.
CGGGAAAGUUUCCGGAAUGGCCGGUGCGAUCUUCCACGUGCCUGUAAUUCACCAAUUUACCGCUUCAGGCAAAUAUUGGACGAAGCAAGAUGUCGACCCCAUCACAGACUACCUGAACGACUGGCUGAAGAGGGAAGUAGCUGACAACGACCUCUUAAAACACGACUUCCACCCCUACCUGACGGCCAUGUCCCUCCGAGCGCCCGUGAGGCUGCUGUGGAUGGCUUCCGAGGAGCUUGGGUUGUCGGCGCCCACCAAGUACCGCGCCCUCGAGAUAUUUAAUAGGUUCAUCAAGGGGCACGCAGCUACCUUGGCUGGUCACGUGACAAGCACCACAAAGCCUGGACGAGAGAGAAGCCGACUCCUGGAGGAGGUGGCGAAGAGGGUGAGGCAGCAGGCGCCGCUGAGAGCCUUCACCUGCCUCAUGAUCGCAUCUAAGACUGUUAGUCACAAGAAGGUAUUGAGCGCCCAGCAGGUACAGGCGCUCCUGAAGAAGGUGGGCCGCGACUACACCGUCCCGUCCAUCAUGAGUUCCGAGAGGCGCAUCCUGGAGCAGAUCGAGUUCAGGUGCCUCAAAACCAGCUCGGUCCUGGACGUUGUAGGCCUAAUCGUGGCUGUAGUGUUGGUCUCAGGAAGCACGGACGGCAAACAUGUUCCAUUCAAGUCCGAGCAGCUGUACGAAGCGGCGGCUACGGUGCUGGACUUCGUGUUCCUGAAGCACGAGGAGGUGUAUUUGCAGCUAUAUGCUUCCGUUACCGACUCCAAAAUCAUUCCUCGGAAGCACAAAGCGGCCUUCAUGCCGGUCGUGCAAGACAGGCUGCUGCUGGCGGGGUCGGUCGUGAUGAGCGGCGCCUGGCUCGUGGGCGGCGAGGAACUGGUCGACUCUGUGGGCGGCUGCAUCGCCAGGCACGCGGAGACGCCCCUGGAGGACCUCGUCAGCCUGUCUUCGUGCAUCCUGUACCUGGCGGGGUGUUGCUCGUGGGACGCGGGGGGCGCAGAGGGAGGGGGCGAGGGCUCCGUCGUCGAGAUCGAGUCUGGUUGA